AUGUUUGUUGUUAGAAGAGUAGGAACAAAGGUUAACAGCCUCAAGUUGGCCAAGAAUGCCACCAAGACCUCGACCGCUUUUGUCACCAAGAGAGGUUACUUUAAGACUUCACCAGUCUCAUUAAAGUCUAUUGCCAACGAACAACAAUAUGUUGAGCAAUUCCAAAAGGACUUUGAUGCCAUCCCAGAAGACAAUGCUGAAGAAGUCGACUACGAAAAGCUCAAGGAUAACCAAGGUGUUGUCCAUCAAGUUAUCGGUGCCGUCGUUGAUGUCUACUUCCCACACGGAAAGUUGCCACUCAUCUAUGACUCUUUGAUUGUCGAAAACUUCAAGGCUGAAAACGUCGAAAAGGUUAUUGAAGACUUGAACAACCCAGCUUUGGAAGGAAAGUUGGAUCACUCUCAAGUUCCAAUCUCUGAAAUUAAGCUCGUACUAGAGGUUGCCCAACAUCUUGGUGACAACAUUGUGAGAUGCGUGGCUCUCGAAAUUACGGAUGGUCUUGCCCGUGGUACCACUGUUCUCAAUACUGGUGCUCCACUCAAGGUUCCAGUCGGUCGUCCAACCCUUGGUAGAAUUAUGAACGUUAUUGGUGAACCAAUCGAUGGUCGUGGUCCAAUCAUUUCUGAUACUUACCUUCCAAUCUGGAGAGAACCACCCAGAUUCGAUGAGCUCGCCCCAUCUGCUUCCAUUCUCGUUACUGGUAUCAAGGUUAUUGAUCUUCUUACCCCAUACGCUAGAGGUGGUAAGAUUGGUCUCUUUGGUGGUGCUGGUGUCGGUAAGACUGUGUUGAUUCAAGAGUUGAUUAAUAACGUUGCCAAGUCUCAUGGUGGUUUCUCUGUUUUCGCUGGUGUCGGAGAACGUACUCGUGAAGGUAACGAUUUGUGGAAUGAAAUGAUUACUGCUGGUGUCAUCAAGUUGGAUGGUGAAGGAUCCAAGGUAUCCCUUGUAUUCGGUCAAAUGAACGAGCCACCAGGUGCCCGUGCUCGUGUCACCCUCACCGGUCUCACUGUUGCCGAGUACUUCCGUGACGUUGAAAACCAAGAUGUGCUCCUUUUCAUUGACAAUAUUUUCCGUUUCACCCAAGCCGGUUCAGAAAUGUCUGCCUUGCUCGGUCGUAUUCCAUCUGCCGUAGGUUACCAACCAACCCUCGCCACAGAUAUGGGUUCUAUGCAAGAACGUAUUACCACCACCAAGAAUGGUUCCAUUACCUCUGUCCAAGCCGUAUACGUACCAGCUGAUGAUCUUACUGAUCCAGCCCCAGCCACAACAUUUGCCCAUCUUGACGCCACCACUGUGCUUUCCCGUGCCGUCUCUGAGUUGGGUAUCUAUCCAGCUGUAGAUCCACUCGACUCUACCUCUCUCAUGCUCGAUCCAAAUAUCAUUGGUCAAGAACAUUACACUGUUGCCACCUCUGUCCAAAAGAUCCUCCAAGAAUACAAGGGUCUCCAAGAUAUUAUUGCCAUUCUUGGUAUGGAUGAUCUUUCUGAAGAACAAAAGACCAUCGUAUACCGUGCCCGUAAGAUUCAAAGAUUCCUUUCUCAACCAUUCGAAGUUGCUGAAGCCUUCACCAACAUGAAGGGUAAGCUCGUCCCACUCAAGGAAACCGUCAGCUCAUUCAAGGGUAUCCUCGAAGGUCAAUAUGAUCAUCUCCCAGAAGCCGCUUUUUACAUGGUUGGUAACAUCGCUGAAGUCGAAGAAAAGGCCAAGAGAUUGCUCGAAGCCGCCGAAGAAGCCGAAUCUGGUGGCAAGAAGACUACCUCAUCUGCCUCUGACGCCUCCCGUGAACUCUUGCGUGACAAGGUCCGUCGUCUCGUCGAAGAAGCCUACAAGGCCAAGAUUGACCAAAUGAACCACUACAAGCUCGAUACCGCCGAACUCGAAUUGAUGAAGAAGGAAUUCGACGAAAACUUUGAGUCUGAAAUCACCGAGAUGGAAAAGAUCCUCGGAAGCAAAUAUGAUGAAUCUGCCUAA
Cavenderia fasciculata is the source of this 1971-nucleotide messenger RNA. RefSeq names its product ATP synthase beta chain (gene atp5b). The transcript is spliced from 4 exons. Lineage: Eukaryota; Evosea; Eumycetozoa; Acytosteliales; Cavenderiaceae. Gene Ontology annotation, molecular function: ATP binding; ATP hydrolysis activity; proton-transporting ATP synthase activity, rotational mechanism. The record is from RefSeq and is a predicted model, not a curated record. Gene Ontology annotation, biological process: proton transmembrane transport; proton motive force-driven mitochondrial ATP synthesis. The coding region runs from base 1 to 1971 and encodes 656 amino acids.